Messenger RNA from Dermacentor andersoni, 4839 nucleotides. RefSeq names its product midnolin-like. Gene Ontology annotation, molecular function: protein binding. Gene Ontology annotation, cellular component: nucleus. Lineage: Eukaryota; Metazoa; Arthropoda; Arachnida; Ixodida; Ixodidae. The record is from RefSeq and is a predicted model, not a curated record.
UGAGGCGCGCGCACCCACGCGGCAGAGGAAGCGCUCGGCGGAAGCGAUGAGCAGAUAAAAAAUACACUCGAGCGUGGGCAGCAUCGGGCCAACGCAGGCGCGGCCGAAGAGCAGGUGCCGCGCUGGAGCCCGUCGUCGCCGGCACUUCUUCGAGCAAGCGGGCGGUGAGCACGACGACGGCCAUGAUGUCGACCGAGAGCGGCGAGCCCCGCAUCACGAUCAGCGUACACACCACGACCGGGGGUCGCAUGCAGCUCCAGCUGCAGCCGCACUGCACCGUCGCCGCGCUCAAGAAGACGCUCUCGGCACGACUGCGGCUCGCCAAGGACCGGAUGGUGCUGCUGCACCGCAACAGGCAACUAAAAGAGGGAACACUGGACUCCAACAAUGUGCGCGACGGAGAGCGGCUUACACUGCUGCCUAGUGUGGAAACUGGUCUACAGGCCAUCAAGCCUGAACAGAGUGUCAUGCAAGCCCUGGAAUCAUUGACCGAUGCACAGGUGGAGAACUUCCUGUGUGGACGUGCCCCUUUGCAUCUGACAAUGCGCCUGGGCGACCACGUCAUGUUUGUCCAGCUGCAGCUGUGCCCACCAGUUGAGACGCCACCGGCCACACCCACCUCGCCCAACUGCCCCGCUCCUCCAGCCGCCACAGGGCCCCCUCCUGAGGCGGCAUCUGGAGGUGGAGCUGUCAUCGACCAGCUGCGCCACUUGGGUCAGGGCGUCUACUCUGGCAGCUUUUCAGGCACCCUGGGUCCCGAGCUCCAAGAUGGUGAGGGCAGGCCUCGUCGCCAUGUUGCCACUAUUCUGCACAUUCUUCGCGACCUGCUUGGCGCCAGCCAGGGCUGGCGUGGUCCUCUCACUCCAACGAGCGCCUCGGCUGCGUCGACACAAUCACCCACGGCUCCUUCUGCAGCUACCAGCGAUAAUGGCACCACUUCGGUUGUUGGCGGUGCCCAGCACCCUUCCUCGUCUUCUGCCUCGGGCAGCGGCAGUGAAGUGAUGGGUGGGGAUGCAACACCUCCGACAUCACCGCACUUCAGAGAUGCAACAAGCCUACAUCAGGAAGAGCAUCGGGUGCUGAGGGGAAAGUUGGACCAAAUCAGAGCGACGCUUCGCGAGAGGCGGAAGGCCAGGCGGAGGGCAUCACCCUAUCCGACACCCGCCAGCUCACCACCGGCAGCAUCGUCGGAUGAACCAGUCCUGGUGUGAGGAUGUGUCCUCGCUGCAGUGAGGAUUUGAUGAAACUUCCUUCCCACACCGGCCCAGCCUGACCGAAAUUCUCUCCCACCAAUACCCUCACCUGGUGGACAGUGAUGAUGUGGGCAUUUUGGAGCAAGUGAUGAAGUGAUUUACGUGCAGCGAUUUUGAUCGCAUGGGAAGCACAUUUUGUCCUUGGCAGUCCCAGAAAUGUCCCGUCAGCAGGAAUAGACGUGUACACUGUUCAUUAUUGUAAUGCAUGAUUGCUUGCAGCUGUUGCAAUAUCAUCAUGACAUGCCUGCUUUUAAAAUGUGUGGUUGCCUCUUGGAUGUGUCAGUGUGUGUGCUUUGAAAGUUGGAGUUUACCAUCAGGUGGUUCUGCUGCGGACUGGCAUGUUGAUCAUGCGGUGCAGCAUUUUGGAUGGCAUUCAUUCGAGUACCAUUCAAGCAAAAUUUGAAGCUCACUACUGGCAACCGGAAAGGCAGCCAAGCAGGAUAACCAUGAUGUUUUGGCAGCAGGGCAAGGAAAAAUGCGAGGAGGAGAGUGGGUGGGGAGAGCCAGCCAUUCGCUUGCGUGGUCUGUUCUGCAACCAAAGCAGGCCAACAUUUUGGCGCUUUCUUCCUCAAGGUGACUGGUUGUCUGAAAAUGUGUCAACGAAUCGUUGCACUUGCUUUUUACAAAAUGCGACAAGCCGGUACUUUUAGUGGAGGAAGUGCAUUAUGGUGACUACAGAUGGAACAAUAGGUGGCUUGCAGAAGGCAUGUUUGCACUGGCCCUUGUGAGUUAGUAGGAGCUGCACCUUCUAGUGUGUUUAAGAUACUUGAAAGUUCAUGUAAAUGUUGGCCGCUGCAAUCACUUCUCUUCACGUGUAGGGCACUUACACAGCGAGUUUUAUGGACAUAAUGUGUUCUUAAGGUAAUGUUUUGUUACAUGCAGCCUUGAAGCUAGCAGCUUUUGAUGGUAUCAAUAUAUAGGUUUUAGAAAAAAAAAAAGCGAGGCACACAUCUUAAAGCUAAUCAAUCUUAUUGUUUAGUUUUCAUUGGGUUUUAGCUGUUCAGUUACUUGCACAGUAUUAGGUGCAGUAGCACUGGCUAGUAGGCUAGCAUUAUUGCAGGUAUGACUUUACAGGUUAUCCGUAUGCACUCCUGAGAUGGCAGGUAUCUUUAUAGGGCAGUGCCUUGGAAGACUGCAAGCAACCUCCUGCUUUGGUUGUGCAACAGACAGCACGUUAGAGAUGCAAGCACGUUGAACCAAAGUUUGCAAGGCUGCGGUGGUGUCGUGCGAACAAACUACUGCUCCAAGGGAACAGAUGGCUUUGUUGAUACCUGCUUGCAAGCAUCACGACCCUUUGAGAGCUCUAUUUUUGUCUCAGUAUUAGAAUCUUGUCUCCCUUUACACGUUUUUGUUUUUUCUUGAAUUGUACACUUGAGUAUACUGUUAUGGCUUCAUUGUUCAUUUUUUCUUGCCUUCACACUUACGAGAACCGCACCGUACCUACCCGCAAAUCCAGUCAGUUUCCAGUUGUGGUUAGCAUCAAAGGAAGACGAGAUUGUCUAGAAGCAAUGCAGAGUCUUGUAGAGUAUUAGCUUGCAUGGUACUUUACCAAGUUCACUAUCUCUUCAAACUUGAACUCCGUCAUAGCUCGGUGAUUGCGCUGUCGCUUCCAGUGAACUGUGGGCUUUGGGUCUGACUUCAUGUGCUACAUACAUUAUGUAAGUGCCUCCAGUGGGAAGCAUAAAGGAAGUUGCUGUCCUGAACUCAAAUUGCAGUGUGUAGCUGAACAAGCUAUUCCUGCAACAAAAGUGUGCAGCGACUACAGACUACCCCUGUAACACUCUGCGAGAGCAUGGGAAGCGUAUUUGACAGGGCUUUCAGUGGUCCUAGUUACGGUUUCCAGGCUUGUGCUAGGCUGAGUGGUACUUAAUGGAUGUUACUCCGGUGUUUUUACUCUUUUUCUGUUCAUAAUUUAGCAGCAAGGGAUCGCACAGCCGAAUCUUGCUAAGUCACACUCGACAUCAAAAUACCUUUGUUAUAACUGAUAUUUGUUAUAGGCGUACAUACUUAUAUAUCUUGGGGGAAAAUGUGCAAAUUUUAGAUUUAGCGUGUUAUAUCCGGUAGUUUGUCAUAUUUGUGUUCGUUAUAUCAGGGUUCGGCUGUACUUUUCUCGGCAGUUGCUGUGAACUCUGAGGUUGCUGAAAAUUGCCGACCCAGGUAACAAUAUAAUAUAUUGGUCUUAAUAUUGUGGCACAAUUUAACUGUCACACCUCGCAGUAUUUUCACAAAAAGAAAAGUCCACUUGCGGUAUUUUAAUGGCAAGAGAUAAGAGUAUACUCUGUCAAUAAAAAGCUUUUUUUUUUGUUCCGAUUAAUAUUUUGAGCUUGCUGCUCCAUGCAGAAUGCUUUUAACUCUUAAAAAGCCAAGUGUUAUUUCCUGUGCGACAUGUAAAACACACAAAUGCUAUUGAUGCGAUGAGCACAGUGAAGUGUCUGUUAUGACGGGGUUCAAUUACAACCAAGUAUUUUUUUUUUUUGCCACUUUUCGACUACACUGCUUUCUUGAGUAUUACAAACUUGAUAAAAAAAAAAGAAUUAAGCUGUAUUUGUGCACUGAUAUCCCAUUUCUGGCCUCUGCUGGCACCUUCCAGAGCCAUGUGUAUAUUUUGUCGGAAAGGUCAUGAACGUUUUCAUUUGUCAUCCUUGCUACCUCAGUAUUUUUUGGUUUAUGAGCUUAGCUGCAGUGCCAUGCACUAAUCCACACAUUGGCAAAAAAAGGAAGUGUGGUUUUGUGUCAAGUUUGCACAACCGAACGCUUGUUGCAGACCACAAUACAUCGUAUUUCGAAAGCCUCAAUGAAUGUACCCACUAGUCAAAAUUCAUUUGUAAUUGUGACUGAAAGUGGUCACCACAUAUGGCCAAUGUGUAAACUGUGUGCUACAAAGUUGUGGGUUGCGAGCGACUUGUAAAGUGUUCCAUGUUAUAGCAAAGGGGCAUGCAAGACAAAAAUGCCUUUUAUAUAUCCAAUUUUCGUUAUAAGCAUGUAUUCGUUACAUGCCGACAUUGGCAAGGAACAUUUCAAGUUAGCCUCGUUAUAUUUAUUGGUGUAUCAGUGUUCAUUAUGUUGAGGUUCGACUUACUAGUGAUGCCAUUUUUCAGGAUUUUCAUUCGAUUAUUUCGGGUAGCCUGUCACUGGCCGACGGUUCGGCAGCUCAUAACUGCUUGUUGCAGUCACGAAAAUUUUCAAAGGUAGUUUCUAUUUUUUUGGGGCUAGUUGAGCCCACUCUAUAAAUGGUCUUGCAAACACUGUCCAAACGCUAUGUUAACAGUAGCGUGGCCAGGUGGUUGGCCUUCGCCUGUGUGGUGAUGUGUGUGGCACUUAAGCACAUGUAGGAUGCCGGUGAUACUGGAAUGUUGCAGCAGUUGGCAAUAUCAACAACGAUCACAUGCAAACUCCACAAUGGCCCACGAAUGUACAGCCUGUGUUGUUCUUUCUUGGCAGUGGUCGACCAGUAUUCUGUUUUGUGUUCCCUUGUUUCACCCCGUUGCAGUCUGCAAGCACACAAGCGUCACUCCACAGAUUUCCUGUCAUAUUUUGGGAGUUUUCCGAUAGCAAAUAAAUGAACGUAUGCCUGGUCAACAACAUG